AUGAAUCGCCAAGAGUUCCUGCGGUGCGUGACGGAAGAAAUCAACCAUGCACUGGAAAAUGGCAUUGCCACCCGAUUGUUGGUACUUUUACCGCAGAAGCUGCGAGACACUGCGGUGAGCAGAAAGAAGUGUGACUUUGACAUUGAGUUCUUAGAUGAAGGCCUGCGACGCUGUGAAGCGCUGGUCUUGAAAUGCCCAUGCAGCAUUUGCGACAAGACCGUGCCCGGUGACACCCUUUGCAUGCCCGAUUGUUCGGUGUCGAAACGCAAACUUCUGAUGAACGUUCUCGCACGUACAGCACUUGAUUUUGACCCCGCGCGAUACAGCCAUGGGGACAUCACCAGGCUUGUGGUUGCAAGGCACUCGGAUGCAUGUCGAUCACGCUUGGAGCGGAGAAGCUUUGCAAGGGCAGUGAUCCAAAGAGCCAAGCGAGACAUGCAUGUUGCCGCCUCUCGAAAACGAACUCAGCGCAUUGAAGCUUUGCGUGAUGCCAUGGGUGCAGGCGCUUUCUCCGAAAUGGUCAGUCGUCAGUUGUGGACCCGGCGCACUCGCGGAAGCAGUCCCUCGGGGGGACAGGAUUGGGCCCAGACACUUCAGUGGUGGCACUCUGAUGAGGGCAUGAUGUACUGGAACCCGCCGCCACAACCACACCCGCAGCAUGUUUCUGAUGUCUUGCGGCGUGGAUUAAGCCGAGGCCUUCCAGGUUGCUUUCCGGUGCCAGUGGAGAAAACAUUGGAAGUGCCAAAGUCAGUGGUGCCCUAUUUGGCAUUGAGAAUCACAGAUUGGCUUCAAGAGCGACAAGAGGAGCGUUUUCCAGGGCUCAAAAGCCGAUGUUUUAUGUCUGGCCGCGUGAAUUUCAACAGGGAGGAUGGUGAGAGAGUGCCGAGUGUUCACAUCUCUUGCAAACAACAUAUGGGUGACAACCUCGUUUUGCUAGACGCGGCGUCUCUGGAGAAUUUGAUGCCGGGAGAUGUGGUGGUGCCCCGCGCCCUGCUGAAUGUGAACGGCAGAGUUGUGGCAACCGUUGCUUGGGAGGACGUGGCGCUGGCCUUGCCAAGACCACACGACAAGUUUGAUGUCUACCUUCGAGGCAAUAUGCCGCCAACUUCCAGACUUGCAGUCGGAUGGGAUUUGACCAACACCUUAGAGGAGGCAGAGCUCCACAUUGUUUGGCUCUGUCUUUGGGGCCGCAGCAUGGAGCUGGUCGUGAAACUGGUGGGCACGGAGGAUACGGCGGGGAAUGCCACAGAUGAGACCUUGCAGGAACUAUGGCAGAGUUUGUCCAACGACUUGGCGUCUCACUAUGCUCCCAUGUACCAGCGCUUUCUUGUGAGGCGACGCCUUUAUGUCGACUUGGAAGAGAGAACCACGGCAGCUCUUCGGUCCCUCAUGCAAUGCACGCGCAGUCUUGUGCAGCCCAUGGUCCGAGGGAUUGGCCGGUGCUUGAGACGAGUGGAAGAGUUGCUUCAGGAGUGGUUCCUUUCUCCUACAUCCAGGGCUAUGCGCACACUGGGAAGAUGGAUUGAACAAGCAGUCAACUGGAUUUGCCGCGACCGGAUCUUACCCUGCUGCAGAUGGGCAUGCCGUGGACUUUCUUCCAGUCUUGUGCAGCCCAUGGUCCGAGGGAUUGGCCGGUGCUUGAGACGAGUGGGGCAGUUGCUUCAGGAGUGGUUCCUUUCUCCUACAUCCAGGGCUAUGCGCACACUGGGAAGAUGGAUUGAACAAGCAGUCAACUGGAUUUGCCGCGAACGGAUCUUACCCUGCUGCAGAUGGGCAUGUCGUGGACUUUCUUCCAGUCUUGUGCAGCCCAUGGUCCGAGGGAUUGGCCGGUGCUUGAGACGAGUGGGACAGUUGCUUCAGGAAUGGAUUGAACACGCCACGGCAUGGCGCCGACGAACGUGUGGAGCGAUGGCGGGCAGGCUCCGACACAGAGUGUCGCUGAUCAUCGAGCCUUUUCAGCGUCGCUUCCGUGGAAUGCAGUGCCAGUGCCAGAUCCCAUUCCAACACAGACAGGGAAGACGCUGCGGCCACGCCUUGCACAGUGCCUUGCAGACGACCUGGAGGGUACUGAAGCGCUCAGUCGACUGUGUGUCGACGUCGUGCAAAAAGGUGGUUCAGCGACUUUGCCCACAACGGGAGCCCCGGCAACCUCGCUUAGCCCGAGUGCGCAGACAUGAUGAGCGCAACUCUCUCAUUCCAAGAGUCUGA
This is a messenger RNA of Cladocopium goreaui, 2208 nucleotides long. The record is from the annotation of a GenBank genome assembly. NCBI's taxonomy places the organism in Eukaryota, Dinophyceae, Suessiales, Symbiodiniaceae.